GGGAGUCAUUUCAAGUGUUGUCGUAUUCGAUUCCUCAUAUGCUAUGAGUAGGUGGAUAAGAUAACACCCUCAUUGCUCAAAAAGAAAACCAAGUAACUCGGGAAAUAUUGAAUAUGGCUAUUCACAAAGUUAGUUACCUUGCUCUCCUACUUCUAUUUGGAAUGAUUCUGCUUGUGAGCAAUGUCGAACAUGCAGAUGCCAAGAUUUGCACGAGAGAAUGCGAUCUGAGCAUUGCAUACGGGAUUUGCCCACGUGCUGGAAUAAACGACAAAAUUGAUCUUAGUCAAAUGUGCAUUAAUUGUUGUUCAGGGAAAAAGGGAUGUAACUACUAUAGAUCAGACGGAACUUUUAUUUGUGAAGGAGAGUCAGUGUAUGUAAGUGAGGUGGUGAAUCGUCCAGGAAAGCCUUGUACUUUGAAUUGUGACCCUAGAAUUGCCUAUGGGAUUUGCCCAUAUUCACAAAGUAAAAGGAUUAAUCUUGAUCACAUAUGCACCAAUUGUUGCGCAGGAAAAAAGGGAUGUAACUAUUUCAGUGCUGAUGGAACUUUUAUUUGUGAAGGAGAGUCAGUAUAUGUAAGUGAGGUGGUGAAUCGUCCAGGAAAGCCUUGUACUUUGAAUUGUGACCCUAGAAUUGCCUAUGAGAUUUGCCCAUAUUCACAAAGUAAAAGGAUUAAUCUUGAUCGCAUAUGCACCAAUUGCUGCGCAGGAAAAAAGGGAUGUAACUAUUUCAGUGCUGAUGGAACUUUCAUUUGCGAAGGAGAAUCUGAAUAUGUAAGUGAGGUGGAGAAUGAUCUCUAAAAGUACAAGGUUGCUGUUUCCUAAUCAGUAAUCUCCAUGUACUCUAUGUAUGAAAUAAAAACAUGACUAUAUAUAUGCUAUGUCAUGCAUGCAAUCUGUAAUAUGGCUCAGUGGAUCUAUCCACAGCACGUGCUAAUUAUCAAUGUGUUUAAUAAUGGAUGUAGUACUAGUUUGUUCCUAUUUUAAAA
This is a messenger RNA of Lycium barbarum (goji berry), 985 nucleotides long. RefSeq names its product proteinase inhibitor type-2 TR8-like. Lineage: Eukaryota; Viridiplantae; Streptophyta; Magnoliopsida; Solanales; Solanaceae. The record is from RefSeq and is a predicted model, not a curated record. Gene Ontology annotation, molecular function: serine-type endopeptidase inhibitor activity. Bases 114 to 797 code for a protein of 227 amino acids. The transcript has 2 exons.